AUGUCUUUAUUUGAAGGAAUGUCGAUUAAAUCUUCAGAUCAGAAAGGAAAAGGAAGAAAUUCAACACCUAAUAAGGUUAAUGAAAUAAAAGAAAUAAAAUUACAAAAAAAUAAUGAACUUUUAUAUGGAAAUAAUUUGAGAAUAAAGAAAGUUUGUACUAAUAUUUUUGAAGAAAAAAGUGAAGAUAUUUUAAAUUAUAGAGAAAAUGAGAAACGUCAUGAAAAAUAUAAUAAUUUAUAUGAACUCAAAAAAAAUAAUUCCAUUUAUGAUUUUGAAACUUUAUCUGAUUGUUCAAUUUAUGAAAAUAUAAAUAAUAAAAUAGAUGAAACAGACAUAUAUAAAAAUGUAAAUGGAAAUGAAAAAAAAAUCAACAAUAAUGAAAUGACACAACGUUAUGAUAAUUUAAAUGAAAUAAAAUCAAAUAAUUUUAACUAUAUAAAAAAUAAUGACAAUAAUUAUAAUUAUUUAGAAAAAAAAUACUGUGAAAAUAUGAAUAAUAAUGUAGGUAAGCAAGAUGAAAAUAAUUAUUUGAUAGAUAUACAAAAUAACUAUUCUUUAGUAGUUAAAAAAGACACAAAAGAUGAAUAUUUUUUCUUAAAAGAAACAAAUAUUCAAAAUAAAGAACAGCUUUAUAAUUAUAAAGAUCAAUUAAACUAUUUUUUAAAUAUUGUCCUAAACAUUUUUAAUGAUAUGAAAAAUGUUAACUUUAAUUUUUUAAAAAAUAUUUUUCAAAAAUUAUACGAAGAUAAUGUAAAUGAGAACAUACUAAUUAUUUUAUACUUUUAUAUUUAUCAUUCUUAUAUUUGUAAACAAAUAUACAAUUUAAAAGCCGAAUAUAAUUAUGAUAAAUUAAUUUACAAAUUAUUAUUAAACAUUCAUAAUAUAAGAAAAAAAAGAAAAAGAGAUAAAGAAAAAGAAAAAAUUCUUAUUAUAAACGAAAAAUUAGAUGUUGCAGAUAUAAUUCAAAAUAAAAUAUUGAAUUACAAUACUAUGUUAAUGAAAAUUGAAGAUUACAUUAUUCAUUUAUUUAAAAAAAAAAAAAACAUCUAUAAUAAUAGUUUACUUUUGAAAAUUUAUGUUUGCAAUAUGUUUAAAAUUAUUAUACGUAACAUUUAUUUGAAAAAAAAAAAAGAGAAUAAAAAUCAAAAAGAAUAUAUUGAAAAAAAAAGAAAAGAACUUCAUGAUGAAGAAUUGAAAAUUUUAGAAAAAGAAAAGAAAAUAAAUGAUGAAGAACAAAAUAUUAUAAAAAAAAAAGAAAAAAUAGAAGAAGAAAAUGAAAAUGUAAAUAAAUGCAUAAAUGAUGUUUCGUUGAAAUAUGACGAGCAGUUAAACACGCUUAAAGAUAAAAUAUGUACUAUCGAUGAUGAUAUAAAAGAAUUAGAAAAAAAAAUUGAAUUAAAAAAAAUUGAAAAAAUGGAAGCAUUAAAAAAAAGAGAUAAUUUAGAAAAUGAUAAGAAUAAAGAAUUAAAUAUAUUACUAUUAAGAAAAUCAGAAAUAAAUGCAAAUUUUAAUUUUCUAAAUAAUUCAAUAUGUAAUAUAAAUGAGAAAAAAAAACAAGUUGAUGAAGGAAAAGAAAAAAUGAAAAAUAUGUCACACCAUUUGAAAACUAUAUAUGAAAAUUUUUAUAAAAAAAAAGUUUUUACAAAUGUUUUAAUUAUAAAAUUACAAAAAAUUAUUCAAAUUUUAUAUGAGAACAAUUAUAUAGAAGAUGAUAAAAAUAGUUUUAUUAAUAUAUUUACUAAUGAAAAUACAAAUCCUCAAUUAAAUGAAGUAAAUAUAAAAGAUUUUGAAGAAGAAAAUAAUAUAAAUUAUGAAAAUGAAAUAAAAAAAAAAAUAGAAAUGGAAAAUUUAAAUGAUAUUAUAUCAGACAUUAAUAAUGUAUCUGAAAAAAAUUUCUUAUAUAGUUCAAGUAAGGAAGAAUCUGAAAAUAUUAAAAAUGAUAAUAUAAUGAAAAAUAAUAAAAUUGAAAAAAAGAAUAAUAUAAAUGAAUUUACAAUCAGAAAGUACAUGAGCACUUAUAAUUUAAGUAUAUCUAAUUCUUUAAAACAAAUAUUUUUUUUAAAAAAAAAAAGAUUGAAGUUAGAAAAAAAUAUUAACUUCAUAAAAGAAAAAAAAAAGAAAUUAAUGAUUGAUAUAAAUCAACAUAAUUGCGAAAUAGAUAAUAUAAAUAUUAGAAAAGAAAAUUUGAAAAAUAAAAAGAAAAUUUUACUUAAAAGCAAAAUGUUGAAUGAGAUAAAAAAUACCAUUAAUGAACUUAAUGAAUUAUUAGAAACAGAAAGUGUCUUUUUUAAUCAAUUAGAAAAUUUUAAAGUAGAUAUGAAUAAUAUGGAUAAAAAAUAUAUCAUUUUAAAAGAACAAAAAGAAAAAAUAAAGGAAAAACUUUUUAUUCUUGAAAAAAAGUUGUUAAAAAGUGAAAUAACAAAUGCUAAAUUUUAUUUGAGUAAAAUAAAUAAAAUUAAUUCUCAAAAAUUGAAUGAUAAAGAUUUAACAAAUGAAUGUAAUGAAUAUAAAAAGAAUGGAGGAAAAAAUGAAAAUAUAGAAAAAGAAAAAAUUGAGAGUGAACAAAUAAAAAAAAAAGAUGAACAAAAAAUGAUUGAACAAAAAAUGAUUGAACAAAAUAUAAUGGAGGAAGAACAAAAAGAGAAAAAAAAAGAAGAAAAUAUAGAAAAUAAAAAAGAGGAAAAUAUAGAAGAAAAAGAAGAAAAUAUAGAAAAAAAAAAAGAUAUUACAGGAGAAAGUGAAAAAGAAAAAGAAGAGAUAAAGGAUCAAGAAGAUUUUGUAUUCUCAGAAGAUUCUGAAGAAAACAUAUUAAAAAUAAAUUUCUCGAAAAUUAUAGAUGAAUUAAAAGAUAUAAGUUCACUUAAAGAAUAUGAUGAAUCAUACAACGAUAAUAAAAUUAAAAAUGAUGUAAGUGAAAGUUCAUUUCAUUGUAACUUUGAAGAUAGUUAUAAAAAAAAAAAAACCUUCAUAAAAUUAGAUAAAAAUGAAAGUAAUGAAAAUGAAAAAAAUAGAAAUGAGAAUAAUGAAAUUGAAAAUAGUGAAAUUGAAAAUAAUGAAAUUGAAAAUAAUGAAGUUGAAAAGAGUGAAAUUGAAAAUAGUGAAGUUGAAAACAGUGAAGUUGAAAAUAGUGAAAUUGAAAAGAGUGAAAUUGAAAAUAGUGAAGUUGAAAAUAGUGAAGUUGAAAAUAGUGAAAUUGAAAUGAGUGAAAUUGAAAAGAGUGAAAUUGAAAAGAGUGAAAUUGAAAAUAGUGAAAUUGAAAAUAGUGAAAUUGAAAAUAGUGAAAUUGAAAAUAAUAAAAUUGAAAAUAAUGAAAUAAUUAGUAGUGAAGUUGAGAAUAAAAAAAUAGAAAAAAAUGAAUCAGAAAUAUCUAUUUUAAUAAAAGAAAGUAGAAAAAAUAAGUUGAAAGAAAAUAGUCAUAAAAUUUUUAACAUUAAUGAAAACAAAGAUAUAAUACAAAAUGAAGAAUUUAAUAUAAAAAAUAAUGAAUUACAUGGUAAUAAUUAUUAUAAGGAAUUAUUUAAUACGUUAAAAAGACUAAAUAAAGAAGAAAAUGAAACAUUUGAGAACAUUUUAUAUAAAUACAAAACUUUUUAUGUAUUAAAUGAAGAUAUAGAUUAUAACAUUUUAGAAAAAGAAAUUCAAAAUUUUUAUAGUAAUAUGGUGGAAGAAGAGAGAAUUUUGAAAAUGAAAAGAUUAACCAUUUUGAAUAAAAAAAAAAAUGCAUUAAAAAAAUAUUAUUAUUAUGCUUCAGAUAAUAGUGAAGAUGAUGAGUUAAAUGUUUAA
This is a messenger RNA of Plasmodium gallinaceum, 3783 nucleotides long. RefSeq names its product conserved Plasmodium protein, unknown function. Lineage: Eukaryota; Apicomplexa; Aconoidasida; Haemosporida; Plasmodiidae. The coding region runs from base 1 to 3783 and encodes 1260 amino acids. The transcript has a single exon. The record is from RefSeq and is a predicted model, not a curated record.